Messenger RNA from Fonticula alba, 2829 nucleotides. RefSeq lists its product as hypothetical. Lineage: Eukaryota; Rotosphaerida; Fonticulaceae. The transcript has 13 exons. The record is from RefSeq and is a predicted model, not a curated record. The coding region runs from base 144 to 2552 and encodes 802 amino acids.
GCGCGAAGCAGCUUCUCUCCUCGACAUCUCCCUUCCCAGUGGAGUACCUCCAGCCAUGGCAUCUGCCCAACUACUCCGAGCUGCAGCCCGGGUCGGUCCUGUUCACCUUCGGCCGGACAGCCGUCGCGGAGAAGGUCAUCCCCAUGCACCAGCUGUCCGAGCUCCCCGCAGAGUCCUACAUCAUUCGUGCCAACACCCAUCUCCUGAAUGACACGGUUGUGCUGGCUGGCGAUGGCACGGCCACCGGCAAGUUUGCCAGCUCCCUGCUUGCGGCUGGCGUCGACCCCGAGGCCUCCCUCGGUGCUGCCUACGCCACUUACGCCAUCCUCGAAAAGAUCGGCUUUGCCUUCCUUCAUCCCCUGGAGCCGGUCAUCCCUACCAACUGGUCCAUCCACCGGACCGUCGGUCUGAAUGAGUCUCGUCAGCCGAACUGGGACACCCGCCUGUGGCAUGUCCAUACCAUGCAUCCUCUCGAACUGACGGACAUGCUGAAUGGCUUCGACAUCCCGCUGACCCGGACGCCGCUGGUUCCUCGGACAGCCAACACCACGCUCCCGGGGACCGGCGCGCGGCAGCUCCGCUACGAGGAGUCCUUCCACUCGAUGCUCACCCGCGACUGGGAGCUCUUCCUGGAGUGGAUCACGGCCAAUCGGCAAAAUGCCGUCGAGUGGGUGCUUCUCCUGUCGCCGGACUGGAUGGAGUUCGGUCUGAGCCCCCUGCGCCAAGAGCGCCUGCGCCAGCUGGUUGACGCGUGCCACGGCUUCGGCAUUGCCUGUGGCUUUGAUGUACCCAUCGCUCUGAUUCAGCAGCACUCCUUUACGAUGAUCGGUCGCCCCGAGGGCCGGAAUGAUGAGAACUAUGACCCGGUCAAGAAGAUGCGCGAAAACAUUGAUUGGUGGCUCGAGGCCGGGGCCGACUUCCUCACCACGGAGAAUGGCUUCUCCGAGUUCACCAAGGGCAGCUGCACGACCAUGCUCAACUGGAUGAACGAGGCAACUGCCUACUUGGCCGAGGCCGGCCGCUCGCUGCACAUCAAGGUCCACAUCUCCAAGAACCAGGUGUGCGAGGAGUUCCUCGACCCGGUCACCGGUCAGCCGCUGAACUUCAACUUCCUGCCGACUUUGGCCGACAAGCGCCUCGGCAUCUUGCCCCACACGGUGCAGAUGUACACCUAUGGCGACCCGGCCCCCACCUAUGCCCAGGAGAGCUUCGACUUCAUGUAUGACUUCAUGUUCGAGGAGAUGCGCAAGGGCGAGCGCGAGGUCGUCUUCUACCCGGAGACCGCCUAUUGGAUCACAUACGACAUUCAGUCCCCCCUGUUCCUCCCCCUCUACGCGUGGAACCGUUUCCGCGACCUGCGUCUCAUCGCUGAGAAGGAGAAGGAAUUCAACACCAAGAUCUCCGGCCAGAUGAUCUUCGAGUCCGGCUGGGAGUGGGGCUACUGGAUCAACAAUGUUGUGGCCGCGCGGGCGGUCUUCGAUCCGCUGCUGCACAUCAACAGCACCACUCUGGCUUUCCAGGAGCUCCUGCGCGAUGCUCUUUACGUGCUGGACUUCAAGCCACUCAAUGCGGCCGGCGGCCUGCCGGAAUUCUGGGCCGAGGCUCGGCGCCCGGUGGGCAUUCCGCCCGUGGUGGACGCCACCAAUGCGGCUCCUGUGGUGGAUCUCCUGUAUCGGUACAUCCUGGAGCAGGACAACCUCCUGGUCCAGGGGAUUGUCAAUGGCAAGCGCCCCUCGGACAUCAUCAAGCGCAAUGGCAUCGCCUACAUCGAGGGCUGGGACACCUUCGCCGACUUCGGGGCCAUGACCGAUGGCUUCAUCUCCACCCAACCCGUGCGCAUGUCCCUGCUGGACUUCCGCCGCGAUCCGCCGAAGACCGACAACCCGGACUAUCUGUCCGAGAUCCGGCCGCUGCUGGUUGCCAUGGACGUCGUCUUCAACGACUACACCAAGCGCAUGGCCUCGCUGCUCUCGCGCAUCUCGCCUCUUGGCCGCUCGCUGGUCGAGGAGAUCGUCGACUCGAUGGAGAUCACCGCCGUCCGGGCCCUUCAGGUCCGGGCCCUCUUCGACUAUGCGUCCACUUGGUCCGAAGGAAACACCGGCCGCCGGAAGGCCUGGCUGUCGGAGGCCGAGGCUGCCAUGGAGGUUGCCAAGACCGUUCUCAACAUCCGCCAAGGGCAAUACCGCACGCCGCUCGAGCGCAUUGCCGGCUGGCGCCGCAACCCAACCGUUUACCUCAACACCUACCUGUGGCCGGCCAAGUCCAUGAUCUACUUCUGGCGCGAUUACGACCAGGCGCGGUAUCUUUCGCACGACGUCACCUCCCCGUGCUACAUGAACUACAUCAACCCCAUCGUUGUGGCCUUCGGCGAGGGAGAUCUUCACGAUCUUUUGGUCAAGCUCCGUAAGUUGGCCGAUCGCAAGGACCCGGGCAACCACUACUGGCUGGAUUGCGCGACGGCUCCGCUGAAGGAGCCUACCUACCCGCUGCCGGUGUCCGGGGCGUACACUCGCUGGAGUGACUUCUUCUUCCGCGAGGCUGACGCCGCUUAAGAAGGCGGGUGUCACUCCCUGUGGCCUUUCUUUCCCCCGUCGGCCUGCGCCUCUCUGGGGCUCAAUGCACCACCAUCUGGCCUAUGCAAGUGGUGGACCCCUCCUCAGGGGGGAGGAGAAUGAAGGAGGGGGUGCCGAGGGGACAUUCCGCUCCCCCCUCCCUACACCAGCUACCACACAUACAGGAAGUUUACUGUCCGCAUUGGUACCACAACAGAAUGUAGCUCUCCCCCGAAAAAGAAGAGGAGCAAGGCCGUGAUCGAGGAGGGGAAACAAA